Carcharodon carcharias (great white shark) is the source of this 2086-nucleotide messenger RNA. RefSeq names its product ubiquitin-conjugating enzyme E2 E1. Gene Ontology annotation, cellular component: nucleus. The transcript has 5 exons. Gene Ontology annotation, biological process: protein polyubiquitination. Gene Ontology annotation, molecular function: ubiquitin conjugating enzyme activity. Lineage: Eukaryota; Metazoa; Chordata; Chondrichthyes; Lamniformes; Lamnidae. The record is from RefSeq and is a predicted model, not a curated record. Bases 49 to 702 code for a protein of 217 amino acids.
ACUGUCGUGUUUCAGUGCAGUCAGUGUGACAGCGAGCCAGCGGUGGAGAUGUCGGAUGACGACUCGAGGGCCAGCACCAGCUCCUCCUCGUCUUCAAGUUCUUCACAAGCAGCCGAGAAAGAGACCAACAACAACAACACUAUCACCGCCACCAGUACCGGCAGUAGCAACAACAGCAGCGGCGGCAGCGGCGGAGGCAGCAAGAGGAAAAGAGAAGCGAAGAACAACACCAUGAGCAAGAACCCCAAGCUACUCACCACCAGCGCCAAAAGGAUCCAGAAGGAGCUGGCUGAUAUCACGUUGGAUCCACCACCGAACUGCAGUGCUGGACCAAAAGGCGAUAAUGUUUAUGAAUGGAGGUCAACGAUCCUGGGGCCCCCUGGGUCAGUUUAUGAAGGUGGUGUGUUCUUCCUUGACAUCGUAUUUUCAGCAGAAUAUCCUUUUAAACCACCCAAGGUGACUUUCCGAACAAGGAUCUAUCAUUGCAAUAUCAACAGUCAAGGAGUGAUCUGUCUGGAUAUUCUGAAGGAUAACUGGAGCCCAGCACUGACCAUCUCCAAGGUUCUUCUGUCAAUUUGUUCUCUUCUAACAGAUUGCAAUCCUGCGGACCCUUUGGUUGGGAGCAUAGCCACGCAGUAUAUGACUAACAGGGCUGAACAUGACAGAAUAGCAAGACAGUGGACCAAGAAAUACGCCACAUAAACUGGAUGGUUACCAGUCCUACCGACAUUUGUCUCUGAUGGAAAUGAGCUGCUUCUUGUUGAAUUGAAAAGGGGAAUGGGUUGGGGUGAAGGGGAGGGGAGGGGAAUGGGACAAGCAUUCCUAUAACAGGUUUUAAAUGCAACAGUCUUUUAUUUGCAUAAGUCUAGUCAGAACUCUUGAUGAGCUUUGUUAUUGUAGCUUGAACAAUAAACUAUUGAUAUCUGACAGUAGAUAGGAAAUUCACAUGGAAAAGGUUGAAGAUUAUGAAUGAUGGGUCAUGCAUGGCCCAGAUUUGUUACUGAAAUAUUAAGUGAUACCUCUUUGCUGGUUUAAGUUUUAGUUGUCUGUGUUCACUGUGUACGGUCAAAGUUUGAAAAUGCUUGUAAUGCCAGUCAAACUUGCAGGGGUUGAAACUGUUGAAAAAUGUAAGGGAAAGCCAUGUUAGAGACUUCCAGCAUUUUUUAAAACCCGAGUAGAAUGAUGACCAGAUACAACAGGACUGUCUUUAUUCAGGGAAUAAGGAAUGAAUUGGCAGAAUAUUUGUAAUUACAGGGAACAGGUUUUAUUUUGCAGGGAGUGUGGGAGUGAAGUCCAAAAUCCUUUUAAGUAACUGUUUUGCCUUAUUUGAAUUUAGAGUCUCAAUUCAAUGUAUUUUGUGGGUUAUGUAAUAGGGCAGUUUUUUUUUACUUUAAUAUUAUACAGCAUUAGGUCCUGCUUAAAAUUUACAAAAUGAUCAAACGUGUAAACUUAAAACAAAUUGAUUGAGGGCUUUAAGCCCCUGAUUGUUUCAAAUUCUACAUUACCUGUAUCAAAACACAGUUGUGUCAGUGGUCAUGCUUUAGUCAGAUGAGAGUAUUGUAUUAAAAUAUCUAUGGCUGCUUUUUUGAUGCAGAGAAUUCGCAAAAAGAAAAAAACUGCAUCUUAAUUUUGAUGUUUUGUUAUAACUUUAGACAAUAUUAGAACUUGAGGAUGAACUGUUUGAAAUACUUUUAAGUUCUAUCAGUUAUUGUUAAGACUUCAUUGGCCCCUUUCCUAUUACAAAUUCAAAGAAUGUUGAUCUCUACCAAAGUUGUACAGCCACUGGUCUGUAACCACUGUAAUUGCUACAGUUUUCUUUGGAAAGUUAAAUUUAAAAUGUCAGUUUGUCGGAAAUCACACAUUGUAAUUAAAAACACUGAUCAUGAAACUUUAUUUAAUGAGCAAUAGUUGAAAAAUCACAAUAGUUUUUACUUAAUUUUGGUUUGUCAGCUGUUUGUGGCAAUGGAGGGGAUGUAUAGCUUUUGUACAAAGCAGUGUGGGGUUCCUGCUAUCACAGGAUGUUUUUGUAUGACUGUGUGCAUUAAGUUGACAAAGAUCAAAACAGUAAACAAUUGAGCUUCUGCGA